Phytomonas sp. Hart1 is the source of this 3054-nucleotide messenger RNA. Lineage: Eukaryota; Euglenozoa; Kinetoplastea; Trypanosomatida; Trypanosomatidae. The record is from the annotation of a GenBank genome assembly.
AUGCGUCAACCUUCUAAUUUAGAAGGUCUUCAUAAGAGUAGUGGUGAUAAUCCAGAAAGAGAGGGAGAAUUUGGCUCUUUUUUUCCAUUCGCCCCGCCAAGGAUACGGCUACAGAGAAAUACUAUCAGACACACAUCCACACGUUUAUUUACCAACAGAAAAGGUGAGGCGAUCGCUGGUGAAACAAAAGACACCAUUAAUAUUGAGAAAAACGUUCCUAAUUCUUUUCUUAGCGAUUUUAGCUCUUUAAAAAACUCCGCAUCGGUAUACCAGAACGGGAGUAAUGUAGAUAUACGAAAUCCAAAUAGUUCUGAUUAUGUGAAAGAUUGUGGAUUUCGCUUUAGACCAGUUAAUGGCAAUGCCCCGGACCAUGGUGAUAAUUUUAUGUCUCUUACUGGAAACUCGUUUGGAGAGAAAGAUCAACGCAAAUUACUCACAAACGAUGAAAUUAGCUACUGUGAUACGACCGACUCUGGGGGUCUAGGUGUUCGGAGUAAAAGUACACUCUCUCAGCGCGAGGGGCUUCGAAAUUGUUUUCUGAGUUCGUUCUCCGUCGUAGGGGUAGGUGCUGGGCUCUCGUUAUCUCAGCGUGGUCGCUUUCAGAAAAGCAUGGAGGCAGGCUCUCUUAGUCAUAAGCAGGUGAAACUCAAAUUACUUGAGCUUUUGCAGUAUUGGAUGAGUUCCCCAAGUGUGCGUUUACAGAUUCACACAAUUGUACAGGAUAUUCUUCUUCAAGCAGGACUGAAUCCCUCACCGGUGCAAGAGGCAUGGCAUGAGACAUGUAGGCCGAGUUAUUACAAAGAUGAAGAGACCUCUAAUAUGGGAGGAGCCCAGAAAAGUGAUAGUAAUUCCGUGACUAAUUCUAGUACAUGCGUUGGUUCGCAUGAGACUUCGUCGGAGAUUCAUUUAUCCCGAUCCAGCCCCUUAGAAGGUCAGAAAGGCUCUGAUGCCAACACUGCAAUAGACCCGGACCAUUCAUUUCAUUCCUUUUCUACACCUUCUCCACCAGCAUUCGUACGGACAUCUAAAACCUCACCGCGAGGCGUAAUUUGCAAGGUUGAAAAUAUUACUCGACAAGAAACAGAAUGCUUACAUAGUCUAUCGCAGAAAAUUACGCAAGUGACAUCUGGAGGACGAAAUACAGCAUCACGCUUGUCCUAUUCUCCAUCCUCAACACAUCGAUCUCUAUUUGACGCGGGGGAACCCCAACACAAUGGAUCGCUAGUAUCACAAAAUUUGAUAGUUAAUGUACUUCACACAUCGGGAAAGGAGGCUGAAAAAUCCAAAAUUGGAUACAGUGCAAGGUAUGAUAGUUGGGGUUCUUUUUCGAGGGAAAUAGACGGAGAUGUAGCCACUACCUUAGAGGUCAAGGUUUCCAAUCAAAAAGCACCCGGCGCAAGUUACAAGGAUAUUCCUCAGUUUUAUUUUCCGCUAGGACGGCCUACUACUCAGGCGAGUGUUAUUUCCAGACCUUUAAGUUCCAAAAUUCAAAAUCCACAUUUAAAAAUGUUAGAGUCUGUUCCUUUUGUAGGUGCGAUGUACGACACCACUGAGCCUCUCUAUGAUUCAGUGGCAUCUUCUGCAGGUGGGGAUAAAACUUCAAUGCACCGUGAUUCAACAAUACCCUCGAUGUCAACUCUCCGAUGUAUGGAGGAUAAAUCUGUUAGUCCAUACCUUCAUAAAGAAUUUUUACGAAUUCUUACCCCUCACAGACUGAGCUCCAAGGCUUACUUGCUUGAAAGCCAGCUCAAUGCUUUGCAACGAUCCCCACAUCUCACCAAACGUGAGGCAAGCUACAAGCAUUGUCUCAUUGAAUGCAUCGAACGUAUUUGUGUUAAUUGUUUUGGGGUACCACGUUAUUUUGCCUAUGUCAUUUUAUACCUUAUUCUGAAUGAAUUUGCCCUGAAUUCGGAUAUAUCACGUCCUCCUGCUGGCGGUUCAUUUGACUUUUCUUCUUUCAUGCAUGGAUCAGUUUCAUGGGCCUUCAUGAAAAAAAUUACUGCACAGCAUUUGAUGGAAUUUUAUGAUGCCUAUCUCAAAGGAACGGAUAGUAUCCGACGAACAUUUGACUUACUGAUUCUUUCGUCAAAUCUCAAGAGCGAUGGCGCUGCUGCUGGUAGUCAGAGGUCUCAACAUCAGCCUUUUCCUCAGCGGACUACCACACUACGUACGUUUCUUCUACCGGAAGAUUUUUCAGAGUACAUAGGCAUACUACUUCAACACCACCCGGGUCUUUCUUUUCUAAAAAAAACUCCUGAAUUUCGUCCCAAAUAUAUGAAUAUGGUAAUUUAUAGAAUAUUCUAUGAAUUAGACCGAUACGACUGGGGGCGUAUCACCUUUGCGGCUUUUUCGUCGUCGCGUCUUAUGGACGCCUUUCGUCAGGUGGACGCGACCCCAGACAUUAACUCUGUUUUACUUUUUUUCUCCUAUGAACACUUUUACGUACUCUACUGCCGGUUUUGGGAGCUAGAUGAGGAUUGUGAUAUGAUGAUAUCGAAAAAGGACUUUGCACGAUACUAUCCUGAUGACACUUUCAACCCUCUCAUCAUUCAACGUAUUUUUAGUGGAGUCGGUCGCCGUAUUCGGUGUGGGGUGGAGGGUUAUAUGGGGUACGAGGAUUUUGUGUGGUUUUGCCUAUCCGAGGAGGACAAGUCCACCCCGCAGGCGAUCCGAUAUUGGUUUCGUAUUCUCGACCUGGACGGGGAUGGUGUUCUGUCCAUUUAUGAGAUGGAGACCUUUUACCACAUGGUUGAGGAACGGGUUACACUUCUCGGGGGGAGCCCUGUGUCCUUUGAGGACGUCCUGCGUCAGGGCUUUGACAUGGUGCGUUGUCCGGCCUACCGCGGCCUCACCCUGGCGGACCUUCUGUGCAAUCCUGAGGCAGCUCAUGUCCUGUUGAACAUGCUCACAAACCUGGUGAGACUUUUACAGUACGAGCAGAGCGACCCCCUUGUGGUGCACCCAGAACGGCUGAUGGGGGGGCCGAUGCAGAGUCAUUGGGAUCGCUUUGCCCGCGCGGAGUAUGAUCGCAUGGCACAGGAAAAUGACACGUAG